Molecule: messenger RNA, 1356 nt
Organism: Hermetia illucens (black soldier fly)
Lineage: Eukaryota; Metazoa; Arthropoda; Insecta; Diptera; Stratiomyidae
Product: protein shisa-5
Exons: 5
Coding region: 274-714 (146 amino acids)
Source: RefSeq, a predicted model, not a curated record
CAGAACGAAACAAAACCGAUCGGGAAAGAGGAAAACAAAGUCAAGAGUGACACUCCUGUCAAAACAUACGUCAUAGUUCCGCGAAAGUGCAGUUUACAUGCACUUGCAGUUCGUAUUUGUUUCGUCGGUGGUUACUCAAGAUCUGUGUUAUCUGGAACAGUUGAUUGUCUGUGCCGUCGCGAAAAAUCCCUUCCCUGUAAAACGAACGUUCCCUGGUUAUGCGCUUGUAGCUCGUUAGAUUCCACAAAAAACUGUUUUGAUCAAGGGCGGAUAAUGGAUAUCUUGACACCAAUUCUGAUUUGCCUGUUUGUCUUCUUCCUGUGCUCGCUGUGCGGCUACUGUUGCCGAAGGAAACAACAAGGGGCCAUAUUCUCAACUCCGGUUAUAGUGACCUCAACAACAACUACAACAGGACCUGGUGGUUAUCCAAUCACAGUACAGGGAACACCCGGAGGUGGUCUUCAAGCGACACCAUAUCCAACAACAACACAUAUGCCAAUGCCCCAACCACAAAUGCCAGUCAAUCCACCUUAUCCAACACACGGAGGGGCCAUGCCACAACCAUAUAUUGGAACGCAAGGAUAUCCUUCCAAUCCGCCUUACCCGCCGAUGAACGAUCCCAGCCGAAUGAAUCCACCAUCCUAUGACCAAGUUGUGAGCUCGGAAGCUACCCAAAAGCAAGCUCCUUACAAUCCAAACUACAUGGGAAACUAAGACGUCUUAUUAUAUACAUUUUUCCUUCCUACAAUCCACAUGUAAAGUACAUUUUUUUCCAAAAAAUACUGUUUUACCUUUAAUCGCUCGCCAUAGUAUAGCACAUACAUACAUUAUCCUUCAGUCGCAAAGACGAUGACAAUGACAAGGGAAGUGGAUAAUAACGCAAAGCUAUAGUCAUGAGCAAACAACAAACAGUUUAUAUUCGAGAUAUUAAGACUUUUCAUUAAGUGUGAUUUUUUAUUUUAGUUAUAAAUAAAAGUAUAUACAUGCAAUAUGCUCAUAAGUAUAUGAUUGAAUGGGAAUUUAACAUUAUUCAGAUACGUAGGGCAAGGAUCCGCGCGAGUCUUACUGUUAGACAAUUCGAUUGGAUUAAUUUUUCAACGACAAUUUCUUAAAAACGAAACCAAGUAUAAAACUGAUGCUGUGUGUCUUCUAACAAAUUUAUUGAAUAUUGUUAGCCAUAAAUGAUAAAUUUAGAGCCUUACAGAUAAUAUACGAAUGUAUAUAUAUACAGUGUAUUAAAAUGUGUAUUUAAUGCUUUUCUAAGAGAUCUUAAUCUAGUUUUGAAAUUAAUUUUUUAUUCAUAUGAAUAUGUAUUCGGUUGUAUAAAUAAAGUGAAGUUUUCUUGAAAAGUGUAAA